Rotaria sp. Silwood2 is the source of this 1605-nucleotide messenger RNA. The record is from the annotation of a GenBank genome assembly. Lineage: Eukaryota; Metazoa; Rotifera; Eurotatoria; Philodinida; Philodinidae.
AUGUCGAAAAUUAUCUGUGCAACAUCAACAACAAGAGAUCCAAAGUCAUCAUCCCAUCAUCAAAAUCGACCAAAAUAUAUUUCAUCAUUAGAAAAAUUGGACGAACGAACAAAAAAUUGGCAACCUAGACGAGUGGAAGAAGAAAAUCGAUUAAACCAACUCUAUGAACAAGGUAAAUGUGAUCUUUUUCGACCAUUAUCUUCUUAUAGAUAUUAUCAUAUUCACAAAAAUACACCCAUUGAUUUAAUCGAUGACUUAAUUGAUUAUGCUGAAGUGGUAAAAUGUUAUACAAUUGAUACUGAAGCUCAAUUAGUACCAAAAAGACCAUCAAUACCAGCAUUAAUACAAAUUGAAUAUGUUUAUGAAGAUAAUCCAUCAAUUCUAUUACUUAUUGAAUGUAUGUAUUUACCUGAACAAAAUGAACCAACUUUUAUAAAAAUUAAACAAUUAUGUAAAAUUAUCUUUUCAAUGGGACAUAUAAUCUAUUCAUGGGGAAACCUCGUUGAUGAACUUGAAGAUUUUUAUCGAUACAAUUUAUUCGAUGAAAAUGAUAUAAAUCAUGUUCAUGAAAGAAAUAUACAAGGUGAAUUUAAGAAAUAUUUCAAUACAACUUAUUCAACAUCACCAGAUAUUAAAUUAAAAUCAAAUGAAACUUAUUCACUCCAAUUUGCAAUCCUCAACACGUUCAAUGAAUGGUUGACCAAACGUUAUACGCUUGGAAAUUUCAGUUGUGGUCUUGAUCUCGACUUACAUACAAUAACUGUACCAAGACAAUAUAUACAUAUGCAAGAACAAGUCAUUCAAGAUGAAAAACAAAUAAGACAAUUAUUAAUUAAUUAUGCAUUAAAUGAUUGUCUUAGUGUUACGAAAUUAGUGCAUGAAUUACCAUCACCAACAAGAUCUUCAACAUCAACAACAACAACCAAUGAUAUAUUUACAUUUAAUUAUUUCGAAGAAGAAUAUGAUGAUAUAUCUUCAUCUGAUGAAAUUUGUUAUCAUGUUGAAAUUAAUGCACCGAAUGAUGAAUCAACACUAAAUGAUCAUGAUAUUUCUGAUGAACAAAACCAAAAUUCAUUAACCGGGGUUCAUGUACGAGAUGAACCUUAUGAAAUGAUAAGUGAUAAUGAUAUCGAUGAUAUUUCGUUACCAGAAAUUAUGAAAUUACAAUUACCGUUGAAACAACAUCAUUCAGAUGAACCUCAAGAAAGGGUUCAUGAUACAGGUAAAGUUUUAAAUGAAAUUGAAAUAAUUUCAGAUGAUGAUAUUGAACGAUGUACAAUAACAAGACCCUCUGAAUCUCAACAACAUCAACAACAUCAAUCAUUAACAAGAAACCAAAGAAAAAAUAGAAAGAAACGAAGUCGAAGAUAUCAAUUUGAAGUGAUUCGACAUAUUUAUUAUAAAUUUACAAUUAGAAACAUCAAGAAAAUUUUAAUAUUUAUGAAUAUCCCAUAUGUUAACAUAAACGUCGUCGGAACAACAUUAUUUUUAGGUGUGAAGAACGAAUCGAUUCGAAAAAUGGCUGAUGAAGCAUUACAUAGUGGUAUAUUCACGGAAGAACAUUACCAUCGAAUACGAAAACAACUGCAUCUUGAUAAACAAUAA